Messenger RNA from Diversispora eburnea, 181 nucleotides. The record is from the annotation of a GenBank genome assembly. Lineage: Eukaryota; Fungi; Glomeromycota; Glomeromycetes; Diversisporales; Diversisporaceae.
ACGCCAAAACCCAUUUUAUGCUGGACCUGGUUGGAAGAAGAGAGAACCCAUUCUCCCGGAUACUACUAAUGAUGCUCAACUAGUUACGACCGUAAAACGUCAACAAACUUAUGGUGAGAGUGGCUAUAAGAGAGAACCAAUUCUCCUGGAUGAGAAUAAAAGGAACGUAAUCCCGAUGUAA